Molecule: messenger RNA, 8392 nt
Organism: Melanotaenia boesemani (Boeseman's rainbowfish)
Lineage: Eukaryota; Metazoa; Chordata; Actinopteri; Atheriniformes; Melanotaeniidae
Product: zinc finger protein 462-like
Exons: 11
Coding region: 7-7569 (2520 amino acids)
Biological process (GO): regulation of gene expression
Cellular component (GO): nucleus
Source: RefSeq, a predicted model, not a curated record
UUGGAAAUGAAAACUUGUUGUUUAUCCCCGAAGAAGAAAGCCGCGCAGCGGGGGGAGGAAGGGGGAAGUUGUUGCACUCGCGGGAAGAAUGGCGGAAAUGUGCAGUCUGUCCAUGUAAUAAACAGCAGCGAGUCAAAACAUUUCCUCAUACGCUUUGUCCUGUGUUUGUGUUCAUGCCAGUCGAAUGAGAGAUGCAAGAUGCAAAACGAUUCAAUGCAGUUUUCUGCCUCUGGACACAUCAGUGAAGUCAGCUGUGAGACGGUCACUCAACAAUCUCAGGACAAGUCUUUCCAGUGCAGCAAGUGUAUACUGAUCUUCAAGUCCAAGGUCUACCUUUUUGAGCAUCUUAACAAGGUGCAUGGCUUAGAUAUAGCGGCUGCUCUUCAAAGUGCUGGUUUGAAAUCUGCUGAGACGUACAAAACCAGUUCUGACAAGAACAGCAGCAGAAGUUCAGGAAAACACAUGAAAUGCCAGCAUUGUGGCUUUAAAGCUUGUAAUGUGGAAGUUUUAAAUGAACAUAAGAAACAGUGCAAAAAAAAUGAAGGUCUAAAUCUUAGCGGAACGUCAGUUUUUUCUGAACAACCGGAAAUCAAAAUAACUUUUACUUCAGCAAACCAGCACAAUGAAGCUGAAGAAGAAGAGGGGAUGCCUUCGAUUGUCUCUGUCGUGUCUCUCUCUGAAGCUGAAUGCACACUUAGUUCACCAAAAGAUCUGAAAACAUACAAGAGGCCGUCACAAACCAUCACCAAGGACUUUCCAGUAGACUCUGGAUCAAAUGAGAAACCCAAUGCAAAGUUUACAGAUGAGACUGAAGGGACUCUAAUUUUACAGGACUCUCCCUCAAGCUCCAGUCCCAACAAGAAUGGUGUAUUUAAAGUCACUGCUACUCCCAAGAUUGAUAUCAGAAGUGGAUCUUAUACUUAUUUGCAAUACGAACACCUCAUGGUUGCUGACCUAGAACCUAAGCCCAAAGAACAACUUGAAGAAAUUGCUAAUAACUUUGCAAAGAGGACCAAGAGUGAAAGUUCAGAAGGUCCUUCUGCUAAAAAACCUAAAUCAGAAGAUGAAAAGACAAAGGUUCUAGAAAGCAUAAGCCCAUCUAAACAACCUUCAAACAGCACAGAUUUUUCAUUUGAAGUUAGUGACGAAGAAGAGGAAAACAACGUUAAUAGAGCCCCACGAAAACAAAAAACAUAUUUCUGUAAGCACUGUGAUUACAGCAAUGUGAGCUUUAGUCAUGUGUCUUUUCAUUAUCAGAACGACCACCCUUUCAUCAGAUGUAAAGCUGUCUACAUUCACCACCCAAAUGAUAAGAGUGCAACAUUUCGCUGCCUUGUGUGUCCAGUUGAGUUUCAAAGCGCAAUUGACCUCAAGUGGCACUACGUGGAAAACCAUCCAGAGGCCCCAGAUAUAUUUAAAAUGAAAUCUAGUGAGCUUGAUUUGGUUUUUAAAUGUUUCGAAUGUCCAUUCACCCCCACCGACUCAAAAGCUUUGAGACAGCAUUACAAGACGCAGCAUCCAACUUUUGACGCAGGCAAUUCUUUAUUGUUCUGUAAAUAUUCAACAACUCCAUACCAAGUGGAAACACCUCAGCUGAAAACAUGUGAAAAAACACCCAGUCCAGAAAGAUCAAGAGAAAUGUCACCAGAUAAAGCUAAUUCACCACUGAAGGAAGCCAAAAAUACACCUUCGCCUCAACAGCCCACCUCCUGUGGAUCAGACGUGGCCUUACAUAAAUGCAGCAAAUGUGAAUUUGCCCAUAAAUCAGUUGUAGUUAUGCAUGUUCACUACCAAAAAAACCACCCAGAUGAAGCCAUGACAAUACCUAAAAUCAAACAGUUGACUCUUGUCACAUCACGUUCAGCAUCACAGCCAGCCCCUGUAAUGGAAACUCCGGAGAAAGCAAAAGACAAACCUGAGCUGUCGCAGCAAAAGAAGGUUUCAUUGCCAGUGUCUGAGCACAAACAAGAGGCUUCCAAGAAUCAUUCAGCAUCUCCAGGAACUAAAAAAGUGGAAUGUGUGAAGGAUGAAAGCAAAACAGAGGCACGUUCUAUAAAAUCCAAAAGGAAAGUAACUGCUGGAAUGGGCCGCUUGUCAUGUAGUUCACCAGAAGACCUGAUGUACUGCCAGUUUUGCGAUUACACAAGUACCAGCAUUAAAAGUGUUAUUGGUCAUCAUUGUGCAAAACAUUCAUUGAUUACAUCAAUAAGUAUUGAAGAAAUCAUAUUUUACAGUGCUAGGGUACGCAAAAAGAAGAGUGAAGCUCAUCUUAAAACUGGGAAACAAGUGAAAGAACGGAGUGAAACAGAAGCUGAAUGUGAAGAGAAGGAUGUUGCAGGCGUCUCUGUGACAGGACAUGAUGCUUAUUUACAUGCUGAAAAACUCUUUUACUGUCAGGAGUGCAACUUUGGAAAUCAAUCUGUGUUAGGCGUACUUAAUCAUCAGAACAAAAUGCAUAAACAUAUAAAAGCAAACAGUGUUGCUGUUCUUAAGCACACAGCUUUGAUCCGUGAUGGAAUUGAAAAAUCAAAAUGUCUUGCAAAUGGCUCCUCAUCCUCUGCUCGUUUACCUCUGCCUCUCAUUAACGAAGGUGAUGAAAAUAAGUUUUUCUGCCCUUUAUGCAACUAUCGACAUGGCAGUAUUAACGAAUUAAUGCGGCAUUGCACUGUUAGACACAAUGUUCUUGAUGCUAAGGCUAACAUCCAGGAGUACACCUCUAAAGUUCUCAAACAGGUCGGGACCUCACCGCUGAAAACAGUUGUGAACCAAGAAGUGAAACUAGUGGAGAUGAAGGAGAAAAACAAGAAAAAAAGAAAGAAACUUGUCAACACCUCUUCAGGUUCAGCUCCAGCACCGUUCAGUGACUCAGAAUCCCCGAAGAUCCUGCAGUGCUAUAAAUGCCAAUACAGUGCUAAAAAUAUGUUUCUUUUAAAGAAUCAUUUAUGGAAAUCCCACCAGUCAAAUCGCACAGUCACGGAUCUUUUAAGAACAUACUUUCGACAAGGGGUGAUACAGACGGGCUACCACUGUCCGUGGUGUGACUUCAGUCAUCAAGCAGCAGCAGCAGUCUUAAAACACAUCAAGGAGCAACAUCCAGAACGCAAGUCAAGUUUAGAGUAUGUAAGCAGUCGGUUUUAUGUUGGUCCAGAUUCAUUGGUUCCUAAAAGGAAGAAGCAUAAAAUAAAGCAAACUCAUCAUGGUGAUGACAGUUUGGCAACCCAGAGAUCAGGACAAAAUGAAGCAGAGAUGCAUCUGUGCAGUGCAUGUUCUUAUAAAAGUGACUCAAAGUCGGGUCUUGAACGCCAUUACCAAGCUGCUCAUCCUGGGUUGUCGAAAGAAGAUGGCUUGGGUCCCCUGAAUGACAAGAGGGCAAGUGCACAAAGCCAGAUGGAUGACCUGAAUGAAAUGCCUGGCUUAUUUGAAUCCUUCCAAGUGCCUCUCGAAGAUGCCGAGGAAGUAAUUUCAUCUUCCACAAUCUUCAAGUGCUCUUCCUGCCCUGCAACUUUUAAUACCGAGCAUGGUCUUAACACUCACUGUGGGAUGAGACACCUCAAGGUUGUAAAUGCAAAAGAAGCACAGAAACAACAAUCGCAAAACCAAACACGUUUGCACGUCUUCAAGUGUCCUUAUUGCGCCUACGUCAAUACCGCCUAUCAGGGAGUUCUCACUCACUGCCAGAUGAAGCAUCCCGACCUGAACUCCAGGGCGGACAGCCUUCAUGUGGAUAUUACAACUCUACAAAACCAGGAUGAAUUCAUGCAAAAAAAAGAUACUGGUGGCACUUGGAAGUUUAGUGGGUUCUUGUGUAAAACCUGCCCACAAAUCUGUGCAACGUUGGAUAAACUGGAAAAGCACAAUGAGCAGCACCUCAAUAAGAUGAAACCAAGCACUGAAACAAGCAAUCUAAAAAAAACGUCUCCGGAAACAUCAGCUGUUAAUACGACAAAAAGAAGCAAGAUCCUCAAGACUCAGCAGUCUGCAUCUAAGGCUUCGCUUUUAUCUAAGAAAGCCUCAGUGAAAUGUUCCCACUGUUCUUAUAGUUGCAACACAAAAAUGGCUCUCAAGCAACACUUGUACAUUCAGCACAAGGAGGCAGUCUCAAAUAAUUUUGUAUACAAGUGUGAGCUGUGUCCCAAAUUCUACUUCACUAAAAUACGAAUUGGAAGACAUUAUUCUAAGGCACAUGGAAAGAAGGCCUUCUUGAAAUACUUUGCUUCUGUAUACAAAAAGAAGGCUUAUAAGAGAUCUUCAUCUCAGGACCACCCAUUAAAGCUGGAAAAUAAUCCAACAGAAGUCACAAAAGUAGUUUACAGAUGUCCAAGCUGUCCGUAUGUGAAUACUAGUCACCAUGGAACGCUCACUCACUGCCAAAUGAAACAUCCCGCCAUUAUAGUAAGAGCAGAGGCACUUGAAAUAGGGGAAAUACUUGUAGCCAACAUGAUUGGAUGUUCAUUGGGAAGAAGUUCCAAUGAAAGGGGUUAUGUGUGUAAAAAAUGUACACAAAUUUAUCCAUCAUUGACAAGACUGAAAAUCCACUACGAGAGGGAUCACAGGAAGAAAACAGCUUCUAAGCUUCCAGCUCAGACUGAAACACAAAGGCAACCUGUGAACAGCAUGCAGCGCUCGGUAUUGGAGGCUGGCUCUUUCGAAAAAAAGGCAUCAGAAGUCGGCGUCACAGAAACGGUCCCCAGUUCAUGCAGUCCUGAGACGGGUCAGUCAAGCUCGGUGUCGGUACAGGACAAAAAGAUAAUAUAUAGAUGCCAAAACUGCACUUACACGGCGUUGCAUCGAAAACGCCUGCGUUGUCACUACAGAAAUAUUCACAAACUGGAUGCACGUAGUACGUACAGGCUGAUGGAGAAGUAUAACAUGCGGAAAUGCAACUACCUGCCCCGGUGUGCCGUAUCUGACAAAAGAGCAGAGGUCAAAUGUAAGAUCUGUCCAAACUUGAUGUUUGACUCAUCUCAGCUGCUCAUUGACCAUUACAGUGCUCAUCAUCCCUUGGUUUGCAAAUCAGACUUCAUAGUGAUAUCACUUGGAUUGAAGUGGAAAACUACAGGGGUUUACAAAUGUGCGCACUGCAAGACGGUAUUAAAUGGAACUAAAAUUCUUUGGCAUCACUUGGAACGCCACAAAUUAAGCCUGGCAGAGAGUAAAGAGAGAGAGGCAUCUGCUGACAGCGCUGCAUCUGAACCUAAAUCCACCCAACUCAUCAGACAGGAUGAAGUGCUCGCGCAGCAGAAUGUAACAUCAGUAGAGAGCCUCGCUUUGCCACCAAGUUCUCAGUUAUCCUCUUCAAAAGCCACUGAUGUUGAGCCACAGGUAGAAGAUAAAGAAGAAAGAUAUGCUUGCAAACAGUGCAGGAUGACAUUCAUGUCUCUGAAAGGUCUGCGUUCACAUGAGCGCAGCCAUGCAGCCAUGGCAGCCAUCAAGAAGGGCAAUCUGGCCACUUCACAAUUGAGCAUCUACAAGUAUGUCCUCCAUAAAUCUGGGAUUCAGAAGCCUUUCCGAUGUGGCUGCUGUGCUUAUCGGACAAAUCUUUUGGGCCUUUGGAGGAGUCACUUUAUGAAAACCCAUAAAGAUAUCGUUCAGAAUGGUGAUGUUGAGGCAGACAAUGAAGAUGAGAUCACUCAGUGGCCCAGUAGUGAGCUUUGUGAUACCUCAGAGAAAAUAAUUACUUUACCUGAACCUGAUGAAGAACUUGAAGAGACUGAACAAUCACUGUACCUGGAGCCCCCUGAUGUGCAGCGGCAGUUGAACCAGUACAGCUUGAUGGCGCAUACUUGCGCCAAAUCUAAUGAGACCGUGCAAGAAACGGCUUUACCUGAAAGCAACCUGCUUCACUGUGAGUUCUGCAGUUUUAAAAGCGAACACCUGUCAAGUGUCCGAAGGCAUUACCUCAGCCGCCACGGAAAGAAGAUCCUCAGGUGUAAAGACUGCAGCUUUUUCACUGGUUUACAGAAAACCCUGGACGUCCACAUGGAGACAGGCCACUCCACCUGCCAGUCUGAACCUACGCACCAGAAGGAUCUCCGCUGCCCCUUCUGCCUCUACCAGACCAAGAACAAAAAUAACAUGAUUGAUCACAUCGUCUUGCAUCGCGAGGAACGUGUCGUGCCGAUAGAGGUGCGUCGGCCAAAACUGUCACGGUACCUACAAGGCCUCGUCUUCCGCUGUCACCAGUGCACCUUUUCAAGUGGUAAUGCUGAAAGCUUACGUUUGCACAUGAUGAGGCAUGAUGACAUCAAGCCUUACAAGUGUCGGCUUUGUUACUUCGACUGCACUUGGCUGAGCGACCUGGAAGCACACCUGAGUGAUAAGCAUCAGGUUUUGAGGAAUCAUGAGCUCGUGGGUCAGGUGUCCCUGGAUCAACUCAAAGCAAGGACAGAUAUUUCAGAAAAACAUGACAAACACAAUAAUGACAGUGAAGAUGCAGAAAGUGAGGAAUAUUUUACAGAUUGCGAUGACAUUCCACAAAACUUGGUAGAGAAUGACACCAAUAAGAAAAUGUCUACCCAAGCACAUAAGAAGGCUGAACAGGAUAAAAAUGAAGAAAACCCAACCAAAAAAUCCAUUUUAGAUAUUCAGUAUAACCAUGCAAAUCCAAACACUACUCUUCAAAAUAUGCAUGAGAAGGACCCUCAAACACAAGCAGCUUUACUUCAAACUACAAAAGAGCAAAAUGUUGCAGAAGGUAAUAAUCCAGAAACCCAAUUUGAGGAUUGCAGUGGUCCAGAGAAGGAGGAGCAGAGGAAUAAGAACCAAGCCGAACAUAAAGAGAGUGCAGCAGAUGAAAAUGCUCAGGAUCACAAGCUGCAUCUUAAAAUCCCUUAUCAUAGAAUCCUGGACAUUGAGGCAAAAGUCGAAGACGACAUCCUGGACCAUAUCUUACAGUUGGAUAGGGAUGGCAGCAUGUACAAAAUCCAUAAGACGGCAGAUCAGAUGAGGACAGGCAAAGAGGAGCAGAACACCGAGCCUCAGGCCAUUAAUCUGUCACUACGUAAGAAAGACAACAUCCCUGCAGACCAAAAUCCCAAAAAUGAAAUAGACACAAGCUCCACCUCAGCUUUAUCGAAGGUAAAUAAUGCACAGAGAAAUAACCCCAAGGCUCAGGGAGGUUUCACAGUUGAAAGGCAUUUGCUGACUUUGUCGCCCAGUUAUGUACGGGCUAAGUUAAGCCAUCAGGACAGUUUAGGUGCUUCAUUUGCAAUUUGCAAACGGGAACAAAAGCUAAAUCUGAAAAACUGCAAGGAAGCUCCUGAGCCUUGUGGACAGAUACCAGUGCUUGAGAAUGAAUAUCUCGAGAGACUGAACCAUCUUGAAAAUUGGGUGCUGGAAGAAGAGGAGACUGAUCAUCUGGAGCAGAAGCAGGAUGGAGCAGAUGACAUGAACACAGAGACCUCUUGCAAGGACCAGGAUACUCCACAUGUCAACAAAGAUGUGCAAAUGUCCACAGAUGAAGCUGCUGAAGACCUGAAUGAAGAAAACCGGUUUACUUGUGAAUUUUGUGGCCGAAACCUCACAAACAUCCAUGAACUGAAUCGCCACGUCAUGCGUCAUGGAAAGUGAUAUUUUCUGUUAUGUGGAUGGUUGAGGCAGCUUCCAUUGUUUUGUAUGGAAAGGUGUAUUUUUUUUUUUUGAGCUACUUUCUUUCUCACUUACCUCCUUUUUGCUGAAUAACAAGUUUCAAAUAAAUGUUUUUUAAUAUUUAGUAGAUUUUAAACCUUUUGUAAUGAGAAGCUUUUAUGGAACACUUGUUAUGUACCAGACUACAUAUGAUUACAUCAAGAAAUUAAACUUGACAGCAAGAUGAUGAUUGUAUUUGACAGUUUGUAAUAAAAUCAUAUGUAGUUUAGUCUUAUCAAAAACUUUUAUAUGCUUUUUGUUUUGUUUUUUUUCUAUAUUCACGCAGUUAAUAAACUUUCAAAAAGCGGUUUUAUGAGGUUAUUGAUUAAAAAAAAAAAAGUUUAGUUUUUAUUCUGCUGCGUUGUUGCAUUAAAAAUCUGUUGAAGGUCAGUACCAGAUUGAAAAAAAUGUUUGUCCUUCCAUCAAUUCAGUUGGGCUUUUGACCUUACCUUCAUAUUUACAUUUGAAGGGUUUACUAAUGGAGGUUAAUUAAAUUCUGUUUAUUUGUUUUCUAUUUGGUGUUUGUGUUUGCAUUUCACAUUGUUUGCAUUUUACAUUUUGGUAACAUUUCAUUUAUUUUUUUUCGCCUUAUGGCAGCAUCCACAGUUAUGGUAAAGCAUUCAGAUGUCUGUAAUAAAGUACAAAAUCAUUUAAAUAUAUUUUUGCAAGUGUCCCUGUUAGUUGCAUUUGCUUAAGCAACACUGCCUGUGUAUAUGGUUCAUUUUUAUUCUGAAAUAAUAUAAAAUAAUUAAAACUGCCGUAAAAA